Messenger RNA from Myxocyprinus asiaticus (Chinese sucker), 3065 nucleotides. RefSeq names its product mucosa-associated lymphoid tissue lymphoma translocation protein 1 homolog. The transcript is spliced from 17 exons. The record is from RefSeq and is a predicted model, not a curated record. Gene Ontology annotation, biological process: proteolysis. Gene Ontology annotation, molecular function: cysteine-type endopeptidase activity. Bases 311 to 2743 code for a protein of 810 amino acids. NCBI's taxonomy places the organism in Eukaryota, Metazoa, Chordata, Actinopteri, Cypriniformes, Catostomidae.
GAAAGAGGAACUACAAACUAAAAAAAAAAAGGAAAGAAACUGGUUCGGAUGUUUACCCGUACUGCUUUGCGGAUUUUAUUUUUUUAAAGGUAGAAAGACACACAACCAACCCAGAUUCGAAGCGGAUGAACAGAUGUUUAGGGUCUGAUUGAUUGUGUAUGUGUAUGUGGAUGUGUAUAUCAAACUUAAUACGCUGAGAUUCUGUAUCAGGCGUCACUAGCGUCUCAAGAUUGUAACCUACAUUUUACGAAGCAAGGAUAAACUUCCUAGAGCCAGAGUUACCGUAUUACAGAAAAUCUUUCACUGGGUUAUGGAGAACAUGAAUUUGGGUGUGGGGACCCUCAAUGAGGCAGUAUUAAACAGACUCGGUUACAUGCUAGAUAAUUUAGAGUUUGGUUGGAAACAGCUGGCAAAGGCAGUGGCCGAGAAGCCACAGUUCUCUUGUAGUGACAGAGAUUUGACUGACUGCUCACUCAAAGUGCUAAGUCCUAAUGGCAGCCCUGGACGAUCCCUGCUUGCCCUACUUGCCGAUAGAGGCUGUACCUUGGCUUUCCUGCUUCAGUGCCUAAGGAAAAUUGAGCACAGAGAGGCUGUUGGAUUUCUCACUACACAAGUGAUGGAGCAAAUUGCCAUCACACUGCAGCCACAGAGUCACCGGGUACCAGAGGGAAGUCCUGUGAUUCUCAGUUGCAAGGCAGUCGGACCUCUGGAGCUCACCUACCAGUGGUUCAAUGGCAAAGAUGAGGUGCCUGGAGGCAAUGUCCCAGAGCUGUUCCUGAAAUCUGUAGGUCCAGCACAGCAGGGGCACUACAUCUGUCGUGUAAGUUUUGGAGACAAGUAUAUCUUCUCCAAAUGGGCCCAUGUAAGUCUCCUGAGGUCUGGAGGUGCAAGUGCAGGCCCCAGUGGUAGCUACUUCCCAUCAUCAUCUAGUGGGUUAUACAUAACUCAGCAACCCAGGGCUCAAGCAUUGGAGGAGGGAGACACUCUCUAUUUCGAAAUUGCUGCUCAGGCCAACCCACCUCCUCAGUUCCAGUGGUAUCAUAACAGACAGCCAAUGCCAAAGUACACUAGAAACUUCUUAAAGAUUCCAUGCGUUACCACAGCUGACAGAGGUACAUACACGUGCAGGGUUUACAACCUUUAUCAUGAAAUGUGGAGUGAUCAGGUCCAAGUUAACAUAGGUCCUGGUUCCUUUUCUGAUGUCUCUUGGGAAACGACUGAAGUAGAUACUCCUGAUGCACCUCCAAAGCAAUUGGGUGAUUGUUGCGCCACUGAUAAGGUGGCCUUGCUUAUGGGGAAUAUGAACUACCUGCAUCACCGGCAGCUGAGAGCCCCCAUGGCGGAUGUGUAUGAGCUGACUAACCUUCUACGCCAGCUAGACUUUAAAGUUGUCUCUCUGCUGGACCUCAACUGGCAGGAGAUGCACAGUGCUGUUACUGAGUUCCUGUUGCUGUUGGAUCGAGGUGUUUAUGGGCUAUUGUAUUUUGCUGGACAUGGCUAUGAGAACUAUGGGAACAGUUUCAUGGUACCCAUUGACGCUCCAGCCUCUCAUACCUCAAAGCACUGUCUCUGUGUGCAGGAUGUGUUACAGCGCAUGCAAGAACGGCAGACAGGACUUAACGUCUUUCUGUUGGACAUGUGUCGCAAACGAAACCCAAAUGAUGACAGCAUUACACAGUCUGGCCCCUUGAAAGUUACCGCAAACAUAGUGUUUGGCUAUGCAACGUGUGUUGAUGCCGAAGCAUUUGAAGUUAACAAAGAUGACCUCUCUAAUGGAAUCUUUAUGAGCUUCCUCAAGAAGAGACUGAUGAAUCCAGAGAAGGUCACGGUCUUACUUGACAAAGUAGCAGAAGACAUGGGAAGAUGUAAUAUCACUCGAGGCCGGCAGGCUCUGGAACUGCGCAGUAAUCUUUCGGAGCGCCGUGCUUUGACUGACCGCAUACAAGACCCAGCCUGCCAAGUUACAGCAUCAACACGCAAUUUACAGUGGGCUAUUGCACAUGUCCUCCCAGACAGCCGCUGUCUUGAGUUUGAAUGUGGCGUGAAGGUACAGUUGGGUUUUGCUGCAGAGUUCUCCAAUAUCAUGAUAAUCUACACUCGGAUAUUGGAGAUUCCUAAAGACAUUGUGUCCUGCUAUGCCCAACAUUCUGACUUCACUGAGGGCCCUGAAGUAGACCUGAAGCACAGCAAUCAGGAAAGUCUCCAGGAGGCUGGCAGUUUACUACUUACCAUGGAUGAUCUACAGCUUCUGGAACAGCCUCGGCUCUACACUCGUAUUAGUGCCCUGCAAAGGCUCAAGAUGGAGCUCUCUUUUACUGUGUCUCUACAUUACAAGUACACUAAUCUGGAUGAAGAGUUAGUGGAGGAGCAAAAAGUGUCUGUAGGCAAACCUCUUGUGUCAAAACUUAACCUCCAUGAGCCAAGACUCCCCCGCUCUUUCUCAGAAUCUUCCUCAUUAGACCUACAAAUGUCCAGCAUGCUGGAGUCUUCAUCCUUCAGCGAAGGCAUCAGAGCUAACCUGCCCGGCUUAUACCCUUCCUCCAUUGGGUCUGCCUCCACAACCUGGACUUAUUAUCAGAGGCCCAGCGAAUCAACCUCAAGCUCUGGUUUAAAGAAUGAACCUGAGGAAAACAUAAGCCCAGAGUUCCUUGAGUCCGAAGAACCUCUUAUCAUCAAGAGUUUGCCUAGUGCUGCCUCUGAGGAGCUCCCCUUUAAAUUUACCAACUUGCCAAAUUCUAUUUAGUGGGAAAGUGUUCCAAUUCAAAGCUGUACAAAAGUCUUUAUGAAAAGUUUCUAAGAGCAUUAAAAACUUAUAAAACAAUAGAACAUCUUCAUUUCAACCAAAAUAUGGGACAUGCUAGUUAAUAUGGGACAGCUGGCAACCCGAUUUACAAAUCUGUAUUUUAACACCUUUGUAUGUACAGUAAUUGAGAAAAUUGGUGUACUUGUAGUCUACCCAAGCUAUUUUAUUGUGUUGUGUAUUGUUUGUCUGCCAGUUCAUAAAGAGACCUUAUUUAGUUUUUGUUUGGUUUUUCAUUAAAAUACACCACAAGUGGUCCAUGUAA